Messenger RNA from Patiria miniata (bat star), 11257 nucleotides. RefSeq lists its product as uncharacterized. The coding region runs from base 374 to 9346 and encodes 2990 amino acids. Lineage: Eukaryota; Metazoa; Echinodermata; Asteroidea; Valvatida; Asterinidae. The record is from RefSeq and is a predicted model, not a curated record. The transcript is spliced from 37 exons. Gene Ontology annotation, molecular function: signaling receptor activity.
UGAGGACUAUCUGUGGAAUGAUGAAAACUGCAAUGCCAAGAAGAGUUUCGUCUGUCAGUAUGACAAGAAACCCAAGCCCGGACAAUCCCCCGAGAAGAACCUUGACGUGGAAGUCACGCCCAUCUUCAACUUCUACUCCACCCUUUUCACCUGGGAGGAGGCUUUCGAUGCCUGCAAGGCAUCCAAGGGUGCCCUGGUGCGCAUCCACAACGAGGAGAGGCAACGCUUCCUGGAGGAAUUCUUCAGCAAGAACGACAAUGUUAACGGACAGUUCUGGAUAGAUGCCUCGUACCGUGUCAAGCACAAGAAGAUCGACGAUUGGGUGUACUCCAACGGAGCCAAGCUGGACUACAACAACGGCCUGCCUGAGGAAAUGAACCAGAGGGGGAAACAGUGUGCUCACUUUGGCACUGAGUCAGAGCCCAAGUUCCAGUGGACCUCCGGAAGUUGUCGGGAGAAAAAAGGCUUCAUCUGUGAGAUAUUCCCUGACAAAGAGGGCAAGGCCGUCGGUCAGCCGGCUCGUGAUGCGUCCUCCUACCAGGUCACCCUGGAUGUGAAGAAAGACCUGAAAACAUGGCGAAAAGCCAAGCGCUCUUGUGAGAAGUGGGGCGGCCAUCUUCUGCGAAUCCCCGAUGCUGUAUUCCAGGGCUUGAUUGAAGAUACUCUGGACAGUAUGACAACAAAGCCAGAAGACACUUUCUGGAUCGACGCCCACUUUGACAAGAAAAAGAUGCAAUACAUAAACUCCAACAAUCAGAAGGUGGACCAUUCCAAUUUUGCAAAGGGGUUCCCCGUUGGCGGAUGUGCAUAUCUCAUUAAAAGAGGGGAGGAAUGGAAGUGGGAGGACGGUGACUGCAAUGCACAAAGACAAUCCAUCUGUGCACGGGCAACGCAGAACGGUAAACCAACUAAACCAGCCAAACCAUCUCGUGACGACACCCAGAUGCAACUCCCUAUGACGUUCCUGCAGUACUACACCGGCUACAUGUACACCUGGCAGGAGGCUGCGGAAUACUGCUCCAAGGAAGGGGACGGUAGUGGUCACCUGCUGAGGAUAGCUGACCAGCAGAUGUUUAAUGAGGUGGUCAAGGCCAUCAAGGGCUCUGCUGCCAAUUUCUGGUUGGACGUAAAUGACCUGAUGUCGGAGGGAAAGUUUGUCUACUCUGACGAUUCGCCCUUGGGGUAUGCCAACUGGUUUGAGAUAGACGGUGUGGAGAAGCAGCCCGACGGAGGCAAUGUGGAAAACUGUGUCUACAUGAGCUACUCGGAUGACUUUGAGUGGCACGAUGGCAACUGCAAUGACAGAAUGAGUUUCAUCUGUGCCUUCACUAAGAAGCCUGUUAAGAAGUCUCCGCCUAGAAUCCCAGAGGGCGCUGUGAUUGAUAAGACACAACCCGUGCUGCUUGCUGAACCAUCCACCACACCGGCACCAGAUAUUAACGCAAUCGUGACCUACGAGGGGUCAUCAGCCGACCCCGAGCACGGCCCGGGCUCCAAGACCGGCUGGAUCGCAGCCCUGUCCGACCGCAACCAGUACGUCAUCUUCAACUUCAAUCGGUUUGUGCGCGUGGAUGAGCUGAUUCUGCGGGGAGUCAACGUCCCCGGAUACAUGGCCUGGAUCACUAAGUUCAGGCUGCUGUACAAGCGAUCACCGGAUGCGGAUUGGACGCCUUAUGUGCAGUUUGAUGGCACGAGUGAAUUUGACAACGUUGUCACGGAUCCAGACAAGCGCGCCACCUUCCUGUUUGAUCCGCCGAUUUUGGGAUCCCUGAUCAAGUUCCAGCCAAUCAAAUGGAAGAACGCAAUUGCUGGCCGCUUCACCUUCAACGGGAGGCCCUCUGCUGCACCAAUGGACAUAUCUGAUAAGGUGAAGUACAAGACGUCCUCGGUCGUCCGUAGGUUCACGCCGGGCAGCAAGUACGGAUGGGUGGCCAGGAAGUCCGACAGCAGACAGUACCUGAUAGCGGACUUUGGACAGAACGUUGAGCUGUACUGUGUGGAUAUAGAGAAGGUCAUCAUGGGUAGUCGAGGUGGAUGGAUCAAAGCCCUGAAGAUGGAGUACAGUAAUGACAAGGAUACAUGGCUGCCUUACACACUGGAUCCAGCCGAUAAGGAUGGGAUCAUUGAAGUUAACUAUGGCGACUCUGCAUUAGCUAGGAUUAGGAACAGUGUGCCCAUCGUGGCUCGCUAUAUCAAGAUAAUUCCCAUCAAAUGGCACCAGGCCAUCGCCGGCAAGUUCAGAUUCUUAGGGUACAGAUACAAAGGUCUGAAUUUCCGAGUGCUAGGUUCCCAGAGUAAGAAACGCAUAGCAUCAGAUCAAGGGGUCCCAACGGUAACUUCCAGUGAAGUGGAAGAUGAAGAGACUGGCCUUGCCUACAACUUGGUGGACUUUAUCGACUCCUACUACGCCAGCGCCUCGGCCAAGGACUUCAGUCCUGGCAGCCCCCAGGGCUGGCUGUCCCCCUUGGCCUCCGCCGAUCAGUUCCUGACGGUGGUCUUCCAGGAUUUGGUGCGGAUUCGGCGUCUGAAGCUGAAGGGCAUCAAGCUGGAGAACUACUCGGCUUGGGUCAAGAAGUUCCGGCUGCUGUACAAGACCAAAGAGGACGAAGACUGGACAGUGUACAUGUACGAUGACGAUGAGGAUGAAUUUGAGGUUCCCAAGGAUGCCAGUCCGGACCGGAUGACGACCUUUGACCUCCCCAGCCCCAUUAGGGCCAAGUAUGUCAAGUUCCAGCCAGUGGAAUGGGAGAAGGCAAUAGGAGCCAAGCUUUUCUUCUACGGCAGCCGACGGCUAGGGAAGUACACACAACUUCGCGAGAGACGGACCAUGAGGCUCUACUACUCCUUCCAUGAGAUCCAGGCAUCCUGGUCCAAAGCUAAGGCAUCCUGCAAGGCCAACGGUGGCUCCCUGGUCCGUGUUUUUGCUCCUAGAGUCCAGGAGGCUAUCGUUGAUCACAUUGAAUCCAUCAAAAUUGAAGGUGAUUGGUGGAUCGAUGCUUCAGAUGCUACCACAGAGGACCAAUGGUCAACCUCGGUUGGACCUCUGCCGUAUGCUGAUUGGCUGAGUGGAAAGAAGCCUGACAGUGACGAGAACAAGGACUGCGGAUUCCUAAUGUACGCUGAGAACUACCACUGGGACCAUGCUGACUGUGAAGACGCAAAGCACUACAUUUGUCAGUAUGAGAGAGAACCAGCCAAGAAGCCUUUGAGAGCCCGCUUUGCCAGCAUCAGGCUCUUCAGCUAUCGGUUGUUCAGCGGCAGACUGGCCUGGGUCGAGGCACAGGCGGCCUGCCGGGAGCGCGGGGCCGGCCUGGUGCAGAUCCCUGACCCUGCAGUGCAGAACUACCUGAAGAAAUCCAUGAAAACCAAAGAAAGAACUUGGCUGGAUGUCACCUACAAUGUUGCCUUCCCUGAGACUAACGCCUGGCUGUGCAGCGCUGGAAUGCCAAUGGCCUACAACAAUGGCCUCCCCUUGGAAAUAGAAGGGCAAUCCUGCGCCAUCGCUGGCGGACAGAGUUUUUCAUGGAGUCCUGAAGAAUGUAAAGAGAAGCGUUCUUACAUUUGCCAGCAGCAACCAACCUCCCAACAAGAACCUCCCGCAGCCGACGACCCCCAGAAGCCCCAAGAAGUCACCGGCGCCAAGAAGCAGAGCUUCCAGAUUGUCAGGAUGGUGGGUGGCUACUCUUGGGGCGAUGCCAAGAAGUACUGCAACAGCCGGGGGGCUCACCUGCUGCGCAUCGAGAGCCAGGAGGAACAGAACCUUGUGGUCAAUUUCCUGGAGACCAACAAAUUGCAAGAUGAAUUCUGGCUGGAUGCUGAAGUCCCGCGUUCAGGAGGGAAAUGCAUGAAGAGCAACAGGCAAGAGGUGACUUUCAACAAGUUCCAGGUGCAGAAUGGCCGCUCCAGGCGUAGACAAGGAUGCGUUUAUUUCUCAAAUGAAGAUGGUUGGAGUUGGAAAUUCAGCAGUUGCAGUGACAAGAAGAAUUUCAUCUGUCAAGCAGAUGGCGAUGAGCGUCUAAUAGUCCCCCAGGAACCCCAAAGAGACAUGGUCCCGACUCCCCAACUCAAACCAGUCACGGUCUACUACCAGUUCUUCCGGGGCGACCUGUAUGCCUCCACGUGGGCGGAGGCUGCCCAGUAUUGCCGGAAGGCGGGAGGCGGGUCGGGUCACCUGGCUCGGAUCAGCGACCAGGAGACCAUGGACUACAUCAUCAAGAUGUUGAGCCGAGGAAAGAGUGGCAAGAGCUUGAUCGGCAAUUUCUGGUUUGAUGCCAGCGAUGUCAUCACUGAAGGGAAGUACGUCGAUAGUAACGGCGAAGCUCUCGACUACACCAAUUGGUUCUCGGUUGGUAAUCAGCAGGAGCCUAGUGGCGGCACAGCUGAGAAUUGUGCAUUCAUAAGCACUGAGCAUGGAUUUAAAUGGCAUGAUGAGGCCUGUGAUCACACCCUGGAUGGUUUCAUAUGUCAAUUCAACACCAAGCCAAAAGUCAAGCCCAGUCUUCCCCAGCGGGACUUUGAGCGCAUGACGGCCCUCCGCGCCGACCUGUCCUUCCCUAAGGGGAGGUUCACCUGGCGCACCGGGGCGAGUUACUGCCAGAGGAAGUACCCAGCCAAUGGAGGCGGUCACUUGCUGCGAUUCGGGGACCAGGAACAGGAGGCUCAGAUCGUCAGCGGGCUGUUUGGGCAAAACAAACUCGGAGACUUUUACCUUGAUGGCAGACUCCAGCCUGACGGUACCUGGCAGGACUCCAACGGAGUGGUUCUGCCCUUCACUAACUGGCUGGACGAUGAGCCUCCGCAGGAUGAGGACCAUACAUGCGCUGUUCUCAAGCUGAAAAAAGGCGGGAGCUACGCAUGGGGAGCCAACAACUGCAAGAAGGCUCUUCCUCUCAUCUGUGUUAACUAUGUGUCAGGGCCAAAAGCUGACCUGAAGGGCAAGCGUAUCCGUGUCAAGGACAAAAAUAGAUCUUCAAGUUCAGGAAGUAGUAAAGUGAAGAAACUCAAGUCCAGUAAAAAGAUCAAAUCAAGACCCGCUUCUGAUGAUCUAGUAUCUAAGAGAGUAAAGAAACAGAAGGGUUCCAGUUCAGGCAGUGGAAAAGCUAAGACAAGAAAAUCCACCAAGAAGAUCAAGUCCAAACCAGCUUCUGAUGAUCUAGCAUCUACUGGAGUAAAGAAACAGAAGGGUUCCAGUUCAGGCAGUGGAAAAGCUAAGACAAGAAAAUCCACCAAGAAGAUCAAGUCAAAACCAGCUUCUGAUUAUCUAGCAUCUACUAGAGUAAAGAAACAGAAGGGUUCCAGUUCAGGCAGUGGAAAAGCUAAGACAAGAAAAUCCACCAAGAAGAUCAAGUCCAAACCAGCUUCUGAUGAUCUAGCAUCUACUAGAGUAAAGAAACAGAAGGGUUCCAGUUCAGGCAGUGGAAAAGCUAAGACAAGAAAAUCCACCAAGAAGAUCAAGUCAAAAGCAGCUUCUGAUGAUCUAGCAUCUACUGGAGUAAAGAAACAGAAGGGUUCCAGUUCAGGCAGUGGAAAAGCAAAGACAAGAAAAUCCACCAAGAAGAUCAAGUCAAAACCAGCUUCUGAUGAUCUAGCAUCUACUAGAGUAAAGAAACAGAAGGGUUCUAGUUCAGGCAGUGGAAAAGCAAAGACAAGGAAAUCCACUAAAAAGAUCAAGUCAAAACCAGCUUCUGAUGAUCUAGCAUCUACUAGAGUAAAGAAACAGAAGGGUUCCAGUUCAGGCAAUGGAAAAGCAAAGACAAGAAAAUCCACUAAGAAGAUCAAGUCAAAACCAGCUUCUGAUGAUCUAGCAUCUACUAGAGUAAAGAAACAGAAGGGUUCCAGUUCAGGCAGUGGAAAAGCUAAGACAAGAAAAUCCACCAAGAAGAUCAAGUCAAAACCAGCUUCUGAUGAUCUAGCAUCUACUGGAGUAAAGAAACAGAAGGGUUCCAGUUCAGGCAGUGGAAAAGCUAAGACAAGAAAAUCCACCAAGAAGAUCAAGUCAAAACCAGCUUCUGAUGAUCUAGCAUCUACUGGCGUAAAGAAACAGAAGGGUUCCAGUUCAGGCAGUGGAAAAGCUAAGACAAGAAAAUCCACCAAGAAGAUCAAGUCCAAACCAGCUUCUGAUGAUCUAGCAUCUACUAGAGUAAAGAAACAGAAGGGUUCCAGUUCAGGCAGUGGGAAAGCUAAGACAAGAAAAUCCACCAAAAAGAUCAAGUCAAAACCAGCUUCUGAUGAUCUAGCAUCUACUGGAGUAAAGAAACAGAAGGGUUCCAGUUCAGGCAGUGGGAAAGCUAAGACAAGAAAAUCCACUAAGAAGAUCAAGUCAAAACCAGCUUCUGAUGAUCUAGCAUCUACUGGAGUAAAGAAACAGAAGGGUUCCAGUUCAGGCAGUGGAAAAGCUAAGACAAGAAAAUCCACCAAGAAGAUCAAGUCAAAACCAGCUUCUGAUGAUCUAGCAUCUACUAGAGUAAAGAAACAGAAGGGUUCCAGUUCAGGCAGUGGAAAAGCUAAGACAAGAAAAUCCACCAAGAAGAUCAAGUCAAAACCAGCUUCUGAUGAUCUAGCAUCUACUGGAGUAAAGAAACAGAAAGGUUCUAGUUCAGGCAGUGGAAAAGCAAAGACAAGAAAAUCCACAAAGAAGAUCAAGUCAAAACCAGCUUCUGAUGAUCUAGCAUCUACUGGAGUAAAGAAACAGAAGGGUUCCAGUUCAGGCAGUGGAAAAGCUAAGACAAGAAAAUCCACCAAGAAGAUCAAGUCAAAACCAGCUUCUGAUGAUCUAGCAUCUACUAGAGUAAAGAAACAGAAGGGUUCUAGUUCAGGCAGUGGAAAAUCUAAGACAAGAAAAUCCACCAAGAAGAUCAAGUCAAAACCAGCUUCUGAUGAUCUAGCAUCUACUAGAGUAAAGAAACAGAAGGGUUCUAGUUCAGGCAGUGGGAAAGCUAAGACAAGAAAAUCCACCAAGAAGAUCAAGUCAAAACCAGCUUCUGAUGAUCUAGCAUCUACUAGAGUAAAGAAACAGAAGGGUUCUAGUCUAGGCAGUGGAAAAGCUAAGACAAGAAAAUCCACCAAGAAGAUCAAGUCAAAACCAGCUUCUGAUGAUCUAGCAUCUACUAGAGUAAAGAAACAAAAGGGUUCCAGUUCAGGCAGUGGGAAAGCUAAGACAAGAAAAUCCACCAAAAAGAUCAAGUCAAAACCAGCUUCUGAUGAUCUAGCAUCUACUAGAGUAAAGAAACAGAAGGGUUCUAGUUCAGGCAGUGGAAAAGCUAAGACAAGAAAAUCCACCAAGAAGAUCAAGUCAAAACCAGCUUCUGAUGAUCUAGCAUCUACUGGAGUAAAGAAACAGAAGGGUUCCAGUUCAGGCAGUGGAAAAGCCAAGACAAGAAAAUCCACCAAGAAGAUUAAGUCCAAACCAGCUUCUGAUGAUCUAGCAUCUACUGGAGUAAAGAAACAGAAGGGUUCCAGUUCAGGCAGUGGAAAAGCUAAGACAAGAAAAUCCACCAAGAAGAUCAAGUCAAAACCAGCCUCUGAUGAUCUAGCAUCUACUGGAGUAAAGAAACAGAAGGGUUCUAGUUCAGGCAGUGGAAAAGCUAAGACAAGAAAAUCCACCAAGAAGAUCAAGUCAAAACCAGCUUCUGAUGAUCUAGCAUCUACUAGAGUAAAGAAACAAAAGGGUUCCAGUUCAGGCAGUGGGAAAGCUAAGACAAGAAAAUCCACCAAAAAGAUCAAGUCAAAACCAGCUUCUGAUGAUCUAGCAUCUACUAGAGUAAAGAAACAGAAGGGUUCUAGUUCAGGCAGUGGAAAAGCUAAGACAAGAAAAUCCACCAAGAAGAUCAAGUCCAAACCAGCUUCUGAUGAUCUAGCAUCUACUGGAGUAAAGAAACAGAAGGGUUCCAGUUCAGGCAGUGGAAAAGCCAAGACAAGAAAAUCCACCAAGAAGAUCAAGUCCAAACCAGCUUCUGAUGAUCUAGCAUCUACUGGAGUAAAGAAACAGAAGGGUUCCAGUUCAGGCAGUGGGAAAGCUAAGACAAGAAAAUCCACCAAAAAGAUCAAGUCUAAACCAGCUUCUGAUGAUCUAGCAUCUACUGGAGUAAAGAAACAGAAGGGUUCCAGUUCAGGCAGUGGAAAAGCAAAGACAAGAAAAUCCACCAAGAAGAUCAAAUCAAAACCAGCUUCUGAUGAUCUAGCAUCUACUGGAGUAAAGAAACAGAAGGGUUCCAGUUCAGGCAGUGGGAAAGCUAAGACAAGAAAAUCCACCAAGAAGAUCAAGUCAAAACCAGCUUCUGAUGAUCUAGCAUCUACUGGAGUAAAGAAACAGAAGGGUUCCAGUUCAGGCAGUGGGAAAGCUAAGACAAGAAAAUCCACCAAGAAGAUCAAGUCAAAACCAGCUUCUGAUGAUCUAGCAUCUACUAGAGUAAAGAAACACAAGGGUUCCAGUUCAGGCAGUGGAAAAGCUAAGACAAGAAAAUCCACCAAGAAGAUCAAGUCAAAACCAGCUUCUGAUGAUCUAGCAUCUACUGGAGUAAAGAAACAGAAGGGUUCUAGUUCAGGCAGUGGAAAAGCAAAGACAAGAAAAUCCACCAAGAAGAUCAAGUCAAAACCAGCUUCUGAUGAUCUAGCAUCUACUAGAGUAAAGAAACAGAAGGGUUCCAGUUCAGGCAGUGGAAAAGCAAAGACAAGAAAAUCCACCAAGAAGAUCAAGUCAAAACCAGCUUCUGAUGAUCUGAAGUCUACUGGAGAAAAGAAAAACAAGAAGAAGAACAAUAAGCAAGCAUCUGGCCAGGGUCAGACAUCUUACCAGAGCGAGAUAUCUUACCAGGGUCAAUCAUCUGGCCAAAACCAACAAUCUGGUCAAAGCCAACAAUCUGGCCAGAGUGAGACCUCUUAUCAGACCUCUUACGAGAGCCAGAGUUCCGGCCAGAGCCAGUCAUCUGGCAGUGAGUACACGUACGAGCAGUCCUCCUCCAGUGGGCAGCACAUCCAACAGGAGAUAUCGGUGUCCUACGGAAGCUUGUAUGGACCCCAGGCCAGCGCUGUGGCUGCUUGUAGCGGGCAGGGCGGGAUGGAACUGGCUGUCAUCUCGGAGAAGAUGAUCCAAGACAUGAUUGCUGAAGCCUUCCGGAACAACCAUGAAGGUGAUAUUUGGAUCGGCAGUAUGUCGAAUGAUGAGAAGAAGUGGUUCGAUGACACGCCAGUCACUUGGACCUGGUGGGCUGAUGAUAAGGGCGAUGGUGAUUGCUUGAUCAUGAGCGAAAAGGAUGACUACAAGUGGAAGCAUGCGCCGUGCACGGCUGAGAUAGCAUACUUUGCUUGCAUAUCAAGAGGACCAGAGACGGUCGUAAGUCGCAAGUGAGGAGGAGAAUUCAGCUUCUUGAAAGUUGUGAAUUCCAAGUAAUUUCUAGAAUUUACGUAUUUUGAAUUGUUUUGGCUUUUGUUUGCCUUUGACUUUUGGUGUCAUAAAAUAGUGGCAUGAAAUAUGUUUAAUUAUACAAUUCAGCAUUGAAAAGAAAUAUUGCCAUUUGAGGCACAGAAUUUCUGACUGAAUUUUUUGUUUUUUGAGCAGUUCUAUGCUUGCAUUGGGAUGGUUUAAUAUGGUAGUAACCUAUUUGUUUAGAUGGCAAGAAUUUUUUUGAUGGCCAAAUUUGUGGAAUUUGUUUUUUGAAGUUUUGCUUUAUUUCCAUGACAUUUUUCAUAUGAUUUGCAUUAACACAAACCGUCACCAAUCCUUCAAUCCUUCAAAAUCCUGCAGGAUAUGGCAAUAUUGAGGAUCUUUACAUUGGGUCUAAUGCCCAUUGACAGCUCAAAUACAUCUACAAAGAAUGUUACAAUUAAUUUACUGUAGGCUUGGGCGAUUCUGCACCAGAAUCGAUUAGAAUUGACUCCAAACUCUAAAUUGGAAUCGUGAGUCUGCCAUCUUGAGGAAUCAAAUCCCUGUCCAUGCAGAAGUUGUUUAUAAAUGACAUAACUGAUGGAAUCGUUUCUGAAAAAAUUGAAACUUAAAGUGCAUGUUCUUCGACUCCAUAAUUGCGUGGACGACGUGAAAUCAAAUGCAUGUUUUUUAUUUUAAUUUAAUGAAAAGCGAAUUCAUAAAUACCUAAUACAGUUUAUCCAUUCCUAUUGGUCGAGAGCCCGUCACAUGGCCUGUUUUAAACGGUUGAUAAAGACUGGCUGGCUGGUCUCAAACAGAUGUCCAGUGUCACAUGAAAUUUGGACUCCCAUGAAAUCCUGUGCCAGCACCAUUUUAUGGCUUGAACGUUCACAAUCCUCAAGUAGGCUUGUACAAUACUACCAUUGAGUCAGUGUAUUUCAUAGCCCUAAAUUCACACUUCACAGGGUACACCUGCAUUGUAAGCCACAUCAUGAAGUACGCGCAACGCGUUCGCCAAUCUCCAUUAUUGUAUAGCUACAGUAGAAGGGUAUUUUGUUGAUAGAAAUCGUUGAACAUAUAUAAUUUCUGACUUGUGGACAGAAAAGUUUUGAUUUUUUGAAAGAAAAAGGUAUUUAUAAAACAUGUGCUUGGUCGGUAUUAUACACUCUGUUUACGACCAGUCGGAGUCUGGAUGCUGAUAAUUACCCUUGCCUUCGGCUCUGGUAGUUAUCGGCAUCCAGACUCCAACCGGUCUUAAACAGAGUGUUUAAAACAUUUAUUCCGUUAUUCAUUUUCUACAGAUAAUCUAGCGAUUAACCACUAUUUGUAACCAAUAUUCACGUACAGGUGUAUUCAAUGUUAUUUUCGCCAGUGGAAAAAAUUGGAAUCGUUUCCAAAUAGAAUCCUGAUUCUUGGACGGAAUCAGAUUCGAUUACAAAAAUUAUUGGAGUUGCCCAAGCCUAGUUUACUGGUGGAUUCUGGAUGAUCCAGCAGUGUUCCUCACAAAAAGUUCAAAAUGUAGUUCAAGCUUGAUAUACCAAACUCUCAAGAUUAUUUGAUGAAGUUUGGACAAUGGUGGAAGUAUUUUGCGUUUUUACAAAGUCUUUUAAAGAUAAAAAAAAUUGCAUGUCAGUAUUUAUUCAGUUGUAAUUUAAAACAAAUAGCACGCAUGUUGCAUGAUUAAAGUUAUUAACAAUCUAAUUUCUGGGGAUUUUACAGUUACGUUGGAUUCAUUUGUUUUUAAGUGUUAAUUCUUUUGUUUUGAAAUGUUACUUAGUAUUCUGAUUGUAAUAAAAACGUAAUUUCAGUUGUGCACUUUCCUGAAUAAAUCCAGUUAAAGAAUAAGCAUGUGAAACAGCAUGAUAAAUGAAGGGAAUGCGGGAAUUAAAAAUUGAA